GAAACAAGUAAAAAAAUUAUUGAACGUAGAAUGAAUUAGAUCAAUCAACUCAUACAUCUUUUUUUUUGACGACACAUAAUAAAGUCACAGAUAAGAGAAGAAAAAAGAGAAAACGAUGUUUUUAAUCGGAGAGAGAGUGAACGAAUGAAUACAGAUUCAGACUUAAGCAACAAAUAAUUACAUUCAGCCAGUUUACAUAAAAAUUACACGCAUUCUUGAGUUGAUCUGCUACUGCUUCUUUUUUGUGAUAAAUUGCAAAAUUUUUCCUCAUCUGUGCACACCUGCUUGAAUUCACUGAUGUCUUUGUGACAGUCGUCAGUGUCAACAACAGCAAAAACGCAAAAAAUUAAAACCAAAGAAUAAUAAUAAUUACAUUAAAAAACACAUAGAAGACAUCUCAAUCAAAUAGAUGAAGAUAAAACUGAUUGUUCAGUUAACUAUAUUAUGUCUCGUAUUAGCGUCGACGUGUACAACAGUCAUCAUCUAAUAUUGAUGAACGCCAACAAAUUUCAUUGAAAGUUCAAGAAACCAAAAAAACAUAAAUUAAAAGGCUAAAGCAAUCGGAAUAAAUGUUUCAAACUGAUAUACUAACACUAAUAUUUCUAUGCUUCCUACUCGUUCUGUUGGCUCUUUGCUAUUUAGUAUUUUACACUGGUACAGAAGAGACUGCAAUGAAACGAAGAAAGCGUCUUAGAUCUAUGAGUAAACAGUUGAAUAGCAAAAGUGUUCGAAGUGAAGUUGCUCGUUUUUACAGUUCUGAUAAGCAGACCCAUCAGAAUAUGAGCUCAUUUUCCAGUGAAUACGGUGAUGCUGUUGGUGCUACCGCCGCUACUACGGACGUUGAACGUGGCGCUUGUGGAAAUCACUCGAAAAGGGAUUCAGUUGGAAACUUAAGUUUGAAAGCAAUAAAAGAAAUCUUCAAACCUCAACAGAGGCAGCCACGUUAUAGUCUACAACACGUAUCGUUGCACCAUUCAUAUGAAAAUGAGCACACUCCCUUCAACCAAAGCAAUCAAGGUAUGAGACUUGUAUUUGGUCUUCAAACACCACCAUUGAACAUAACUAAACCACAAGCAGUACAACCAGACAACAAAAUGUUUGCACCAAAGCAAAGACUUAUUAGAGCUUUUUCUGAAAGUUGUACAACAAAGCUUAUCAAUCCUGAUAGUUCUGCAAGUCACGCAGAUGCUGAUAUUGGUGAUAACAAGAAAUUUUGUUCACCAGACAAUGAAACAAGAAGAGGUGCUCAUUUACCAAAGUUAAGUGAACCAAAUCUUGACAGACAUAUUUAUCCGUGGUUAAGCCGUAACAAGUUCAAUACUGCUGUAUUUCAAGCCGAUAAAUCUAUAACCUCUUCCAGUGAGUCGAUGUGGUCUGAAGCUAGACGUCGUUUGAGCAGUACUGAAAAGUUGUUUGAUCCCGUUAUGCGAAUUUUGUCUACGAUACCACUGAAACACCCAAGUAAUAUAGAUACUACAUGGACAAAUUUCGUAAUGAAUCCAGAAACAAAUGGGCAUAUUUGUUUUUCACUAGUUUACACAUGCACUCUAAGCACUCUGAAUGUCACGAUCAACCGGCUGAUUGGUGUCAAUAAUCUCAUCAAAGGUUCACAUAUUUUGCCAAGUCAAACGCCAACAAACUUCGUUGUCAGUCUACGCUUACGACGUAGUGAAAGAUCAUCGAUUUAUAAGGAAUCAGAGAUGGAAGAAAGGAAAAAGAUAGAUCUGCCAGAGGAAAGUGAUGGUUUCCAUAAAAAGUAUUUCACGCAACCAGUGUUAACUUCAUUCAAUCCCAAUUUCGACCAGUCAUUUGUGUUUCCGAUCACCUUGAAUGAGUUGAGAAAAACUGAACUAGUUUUAACUGUGUUACAAUCAACGACGAUGAGUAAUCCUGUAGAAGGAUGUGUCAGUGCAGAGAGUAGCAGAAUACCAAGACGUAACAACUCAGUCACAUCAUAUCAUCAUCCACACUCCUACGGUGCUGACAAGUGUUCUCGCAGAGUCAAUAUGAUUUCCGAAGAGAUGCGAUGUAUUGGUGUAACAUUUUAUAAAUUGAAUCAGCAUGAACUAAUCAACUGUCCAGAAAAAAUGCAAAAUAUUUGGCAGGAAUUACGUAAGUUACCUGAAUUGAAAGGAGGACAGUUUGACAUCGGUAGUGAUAACGAAAUCAGUAAAAGUACUGCGUCAACUAUUUCGGCAAACAACCCAUUCAAUUAUGAGCCUGUCCGCUUUACUUUGAACAAAGAAGAACAUAGUGUGGACGAAACAGAAAAUGAAAAUACCAUGUCGAAUAUCAUUUCAAGUGUUCCUCAAAGCGGAACCAUACGAAAGUCAAUGGCAAAAGUAUCUAUCCUGUAUAAAAGAGAAUUAUCUAUCCUUGAAAUUUCUGUGGAAGAGUUCAAAGAUUUGAAGAUACACAAUAAUGAGACUGAAAUGAUCUUCCAAGCAUUAUUCUGCCUGGGAAAUACAACCCUGUCUGUUGUCAAAGGGAAACCGUUCAAAAUAAAUAAACUGAAGAAUGAUAAAGCUGUCAAGGAUAAAGAUGAAGCAUACGGUUUUUUCGACGUAACAAUCCCUUAUACUGAGCAUAUAUCAUUGAAUGUGGAUAUGAAUCGAUUAUUAAGCUAUAAUAAUAUUGGAGUCCUUUUCCAAAUAUUUGUUCGACCAGAGUUAUCAAAUCAAUCUAGACGUUUGGCAAAUAUUUCAGUCGGUGAAACCAAAGUAACCUACGAAAUGGCUCUACUUCAAUGGGGUGAUUUGGUUAAAGAGUUGAAACGACUAAAAAAUGAUAAUUUAUUCACUUCAACAAAGAAAAUAACUUAUUGGCAUUCUAUUGAUGUGCUGUGAUGUUUUAUUUCCACAGGCAACAAUAUUUCAGAUAUAACAUUGACUUUAAUUAUGUGAUUAUUUUAUCAGAAUUUUAAACAUAACAUUCAUUGUAAGCUAAUCAUACAAAGACAUACCCCGUGACCACUAGAUAUUUACUAUCAUGUAUUUGCUUGAAAUGAC
Molecule: messenger RNA, 3008 nt
Organism: Trichobilharzia szidati
Lineage: Eukaryota; Metazoa; Platyhelminthes; Trematoda; Strigeidida; Schistosomatidae
Source: the annotation of a GenBank genome assembly